ACGGUCGGCGGUACCAAGGAACUGCGAAUAGCGCGCGGUACUUACGAAAUUUCGCGCGCGUUCUUCUCGUGCGUGAAUUUUUUGCUGUGUUUACUUGUUUAGUAUUUUAUCGUGUGUUCUAUUAUUAUUCAGGAAAUAUGAUCACUCUUUAUAGAACCAUUAAGGGAACUACCAAGGGAAGGAAGAAGAGAGCAACGAAAGGAAUACCGCAAUUAGAACAAGCACUGCCAGAAACCCCAUCAGAAAUGGUUUCUAGACGCAGAAUAUUAUCUAGAUCACGUGACGAUUUGCAUAUGGAUACAGGAUUCCAACCUCCAGAAGAGGAAGAAGAUGUUUGGUAUCAGCGAGACAAACUCUAUAAGGACCACAUACAAGAAGUUUUGGAUAAAUGGACUCAAAUUGAUGAUGAAAUCUGGGCUAAAGUUAUCGUAUUAGAAAGAAACAGAAGGGUGGCUAAAGCAUACGCGCGCGCACCUGUUUUAACUGUUAACGGAUCAGAUGACGGAUUUGAUGGUUUCAGAAUUGGUUUAUGCGGCUUUGAUAAUCCAAUGAGAGACCAGAAAACUGAAGAAUUUAAAAGACAUAUUGGCCAUGGUGUUAAAAUCAAAAUGGACGAUGCGGGGAACAUUCUAAUUAAAAGAGUAUCGAAAUGCAUGGUCUACAUAAAAAAUACCGGUCAGGACGACGAAAACGCUAUAGGAAAUGAAAUUUUAAAAUUGCCCAAUAGCGCUUUAGAGCCAGAGAAACCUGUCAAACUGUUUGAUAUGAAAAAGUUUGAAUCCAACGUCAAACGAGAACUUAGGAGAGCCUAUCCAGACCGUAGAAGAUUAGAAUGUCAGUGUCUUAGUGCAAUAGCUUUUGUGAAAAAUGAACAAGAACUUUUGGAAUGUCCCAUUUGGGUUCUUAUUAUUAACGUCGUGGCCAUGGAUAUGUUAAAAUCAAAAUUACCACCAGUGCAUCGUGCAAUGGACAUAAAAAAUCGACCCCGCAUUCCAAUCCCUGAUGAGGAUCCUUACAGUAUUGCAGGAAAUGGUAGUGGUUCUUCAGGAAGUUCUGGUUUUGCCGGGGGCAGUGUUGCUGCUACCAGGGAGCAACUUUUACUCCAAAGUCAGCAACAUGCGCAGAGACGUGGUGACAAACCACCCAAGUUACCACCUAGAGAUAUGUACCACGAUAUACCCAAGCCCGACUAUGAUGACCAAGAAGAACAAAAGGUCAUAAAAGCCCUAUCAUCUUCUAGAAAUAAUAAGGAAAAAUCGAAAGACAAUAAAAAAUAUGAUGAUCCUUACUACUGCGGUCUUCGUGCAAGAGUGCCAAACUUCGUAGCCAAAUCAAAAACCUCUCCCAAGGAGUCACUACCCGCCAAGAGAUACUCAAUCACCCAACAACAGCAGCAUCAACAAAUAAUAAUGAAUCAGCAUAUGAAUAAUAUGAGUCAUCACCAAAUUCACCCACACCCUAUGUGGCACGCAAGAAGCUAUGAAAGUGGCAUAGAUUCAGACGCAGUAGAAUCUCCUUAUAACCAAAUCUACGGCCGACUACCGAUACCUACUAGAAACUAUAUACCAACACAACCAAGAACAAUGUACAUUGGAGAAUGGGAUUGAUGAAGUUAGAAUAAAUUAGGUACCUACUGCUUGAAAAUGCUGUUGUAAAUUAUUUUGUGGCAAACGCUUUUUUAGAUAUUUACCAUAUACUUACCAUGAUCUUUGUUUUUCUUAUUUGGGUAAAAUUUUACCUACAUAUAUUUUGUAUUAUUUCUUUUAGUGAAAGUUUCAUGAGUAGAAAAAAUAUGGAUCUACCUGAGUAUUCAUCAUACAAUCAAGAAAAAUAUUUUAGAUUCUUUGUUUGAAAUAUUCCCAAAAUUGGCAUUCCGCUCAUAUUUUAUUAUAGGAAAACUAUAUAAAUGUUAUCAACUUCCAGCAAGGACAAAUUGAAAGAUAAAACAUUGUUCUCUUCCACUCAUACCCUUCAUUUUUAUAAUUGCAAAGAUCCGCAAACUUGACAAAUGAUUAUUUUCACAAAUUAUUUACUCUGAAAUACAAACUUUUAAAAAAAAUCUGCUGCAUGAGUAGGCAAGUGUUUUUCUUUGACUCUUUUGGCAACUGGAUCCACAAAGGAACCUCUGUGUUGGAAUUGAGGCAAACUCUAGCAUCAAUUCUAGUAAAUCAAAUUCAUUGCCACAUACGUUUUUAUGAGUGGGAUUAAAAUAUUCACUGGAAACUGAUAUGAGAAAUAUGGUUUAUAGUUUUCCUAUAGUUGCCUGACCCAAACGAAAGUUUAGGCAUAUUUUGGUUCAAUCAGUGCACUCUUAAGACUCACCAAUGUUAUAAUCACAAUUUACCAUACCAUUUCCAAAUCACUCUUACUCUGUUCUAAGGGUGAAAAUAACGUUAAUUUCGAGAGAGAUUCUGUAACCUUCUGACUUGAUUUUUUAGUUUUAGGACUAAAAAAUGCAAAGUUUCAUGGAUUGUACCCGAAUUUAUCAAUACAUAUUAGUUCCACUCUAGUACCCUUUCUCCUUCAAUUAUUUUCUGUUCUAUGAAAAUUCAAGAUAAAUAAUUUGUCUUAAAUAUAGGUAGGUACACACAAUAAUAAUUUAUGUAUUUUUGAAUAAUAAGUACGUCUUUACUUGUUUUUUCUUAAAGAAAUAAUUGUAGAUAGUUUAAAACUAAAAUUAAGCAAAUCUUCAGAAAGGCAAUAUUAGGUAUAAGAAUUCUAGUUUUGAAAACUGUAAGUUAAAAUACUCAAAUAUUGAUAAUACCUAGACCUAAUUACAUACCCUAUUGUAUUUUUUUCUAAUAUGGUGCGUUAUCAUAUAAUUUUUGUAUGUUAUAAUAACAUAUAUUUUACUUAUGAUGUGAUUACUCUGUAGUAAAACUUACCGUUAGUCGUAUUUUAUUUAUCCCCUAGAUAUAGAAAUCAUCUUUUUUUUUUUUGUAAAGUUUGUAUAUUCGUUUGAUAUAAUGUUUUUUAAUUUAUACUAUAAAUACAUGGUGAUGGCAAAUUAA
Molecule: messenger RNA, 3011 nt
Organism: Ceutorhynchus assimilis (cabbage seed weevil)
Lineage: Eukaryota; Metazoa; Arthropoda; Insecta; Coleoptera; Curculionidae
Source: the annotation of a GenBank genome assembly